Molecule: messenger RNA, 531 nt
Organism: Funneliformis geosporum
Lineage: Eukaryota; Fungi; Glomeromycota; Glomeromycetes; Glomerales; Glomeraceae
Source: the annotation of a GenBank genome assembly
AUGCACGCCCAGAGAUUCAGAAAUACUUCUAUUAUUAAUAAUUAUAGUCGAUUGAUAUUAAAUACAUUCCUAAAUAAUAUCAAUUAUAAUAACGUACACUCACUACCAUGCAAUAAUGACGCGCAACUACUUGCAAAUCGAUCAAGAAGACAUGGCAGAAGAGUUCAAAUUCUAACAGGAAAAAAUUUAAUGAAACGUAAUGUCGUCCGUGAAGCUCACAGAUUAAACAUAUUUAAUCGACAUUUAAUCAAUCUGGCAGCGGAUACCAUUUGGAAUUUACGCUUAACACCUUUUCAAAGGGGUCGAUUUAUAAUUCUAGCAACUAGCGCGAAUAUUAUUAAUCAAUUCCCCAUUUCACAAACUCGUUUGAUACAACAUAAUCCUAAUACUAUCGAUCAAAUAAAUACACAUCGAGAUACCAACGAUCUUGAGCAAAGUAUUUUCAAUGGAACCGACUUUAACGACGACGAUAGCUUUGAUUCUUUAAUUCUACCUGCUGGAAGCUUUUUUGGAUCUUCCAAUUUCCCUUAA